Molecule: messenger RNA, 2352 nt
Organism: Eucalyptus grandis
Lineage: Eukaryota; Viridiplantae; Streptophyta; Magnoliopsida; Myrtales; Myrtaceae
Exons: 2
Coding region: 182-2089 (635 amino acids)
Source: RefSeq, a predicted model, not a curated record
GAAAGCGAGGUCUUGAUUACUGCAGAAAAUUCGCAAAAAGCUUCGUUUUGUACAUCUCUUAACAGCUUUCUAUCUCGGGAUUCCUGAGACCAUUUUUGUUCCGUAUUGGUACGGCAUUGCUUUGCUAAGAGCUUCAAUUCUUUCAUUUUAAAGAGAGCAGCACAAGAAGGAAGUCGUUGCCAUGGAAUUCUUCGCCUGGGUUCCACUAGUAAUUAACAAAUGCUUUCCAUGGCUGAUGGAUCUUUGGGAAGCUUGGAGCAUCCAAUUACUAGUACUCACUGGCCUCAUGUUUCAAAUCACUCUGGCCAUCUUUGGCGGGGGGAGGAGGUACAUGACUGGACCAUUGAUAAGGUUUGUUGUAUGGUCCUCCUACUUGCUUGCCACAUAUGUCGCCGCCCUAGCUCUCGGCAAGCUCACGGUAAUCCGUGUCCGUGAUCCGGAAAAACCUGACUAUGACACAGAGCUGAAGGCACUGUUGGCACCAUUGCUUCUGAUGCAGCUUGGGUACCCAGACAGCAUAACCGCAUACUCAGUCGAAGACAACCGGCUCGGGAUAAGACAAGUGCUAAACUUUGUCUUCACCUUAGCUUUCGUGGUUUUGAUUCUUAUCCGUUGCUGGAACAUCUCUGCUGCUGCUUCAUUGUACUUCCCCAUCUUUGUCUCUGGGAUGAUCAAGUAUGGAGAAACCAUCUGGGCUCUCAAAUCGGUGUACAGCGAAAACAUGAGCAUAACCUUGGAGGACAUUGAUGAAGAAAAGAACAUCCCCAAAUUGUUGCGAGAACUACCAACCGACAUCCCAGACUUAGAUAUCUUCGUGAAGGCUUAUUAUCGGUUCGACACUUUGAAGCCCCACCUUGAGAACUGGCUCUACCACCCCAUGCUCAUGUCACGCCCUUGGAUGUCAAUAGAAAAAUACAAUGUGGAGAAAGCCUAUUUGACAACUUCAAUUGAGCUAGGAUUUAUGUACGACGUCCUCUAUACUAAGGGUCCAGUUCUUUAUACUAAGCUUGGCAUCACAUUGCGGUCCAUUAGUUUCGUCUGUUUGGUAUCGACCUUAAGUGGGUUUGCAGGAAUUUUUCAAGAUUCUUUCCUGCUUGACAUUUAUGUGGCCUAUACAUAUGCACUGCUGAUCGGGGUGACAUUCUUGGAAAUAUACCAAAUCCUGGCUCUGCCAUUUUCAGAUUGGGCAAUAGUGAAGAUGGUUGAGCACCACAGGAAGCCGUUGGUAAAAACUCUUCUACCUUUUCUCGUGAAAAUGUCCAUGGAAAGGAAAAGAUCCUCCGGUAUGAUCGGGCAGUUCAAUAUGUUAGACUAUGGCCUGCAUGAUAAAUGGUUGAAGUUCAUCAAAAUCCCUGAAUUUGUUGGCCAGGAGGAGCAGUUGAGGAGAUAUUUGAAAUCCACUCUCAAAGCAAUCGAUAUGGAUUUGAAAGAACUGCUCCUCGAAGGCAUGAAGGAUUUGGAGAGAAAAAGAGGUCUAAAACCCUUCACUAGUAGAGGCCAAUGGACGCUCGAGUCAUUCCAUGAACUACAAUGGAGCAUCGAGACAGCAUUCGACAGAAGCAUCAUUAUAUGGCACAUGGCAACAGACAUUUGCUAUCACUCGAAAUUUCGGGAGUCAGAGAAUUGCUCGGGGAGUAAGCUACUGUCAGAUUACAUGAUGUACCUCCUCGCAAUACGGCCUUACGUAUUGUCGAUCCCCACCAAUGAGAUCACCUUUGAGCAUGCUUACUCCGAGGUCAAGAAAUUUCUGGCGGUUUCAAACUUGGGCGACAGGGACAAAGCAUUGGGUAAGUUAUCACCAUCACCGGUGCAAGAAAAUGACUUGGAACUUGGCGUGGGCCAUAUAUUCUUCAAAGAGUGGCAUGUCCUUGAGGAGGCACGAAGACUCGCAGGUCUGCUGAAUAAGAUGGAGGAUCCUUGGAAGCUUAUAAGCAGCGUUUGGGUGGAGAUGGUGUGUUACACAGCAUAUAAUUGCCAGAUUUAUAACCACACGAAGCUGUUGAGGCGAGGUGGAGACAUUCUAACCCAUGUGUGGCUUCUGCUAGCUCACAAGACAGACAAGUUUAAUUCUAUGAAAAGCACAACCUAAGAGAUUGGAGUUUAAGCAGGGGUGUCCAAUAAUCAGCGGGAGCAAUCACAGUUCAUUUGACGUUCCUAAUAAUAGAGACUCAGUUCUCAUCAUUCAAAUAAUUAUGCUUGAUCUCCUUCAUUCAUCAUUUCUAUUUUUCUUCUCCUAAUUGUAUCCUACCUACAGGGGACUGCAGCCAGCGAUUUGGUGUGUUCGCUCAGUCAGUCCAUAUUCUUUACAUUGAAGUUUAAUUUGAAUUUAAAGAUCAUUUCUUUUGUGUCUCA